Cephus cinctus (wheat stem sawfly) is the source of this 2691-nucleotide messenger RNA. RefSeq names its product B box-binding protein (gene yps). The transcript has 7 exons. Gene Ontology annotation, molecular function: nucleic acid binding. The record is from RefSeq and is a predicted model, not a curated record. Gene Ontology annotation, biological process: regulation of gene expression. Gene Ontology annotation, cellular component: nucleus. The coding region runs from base 98 to 1075 and encodes 325 amino acids. NCBI's taxonomy places the organism in Eukaryota, Metazoa, Arthropoda, Insecta, Hymenoptera, Cephidae.
CAUGUUGGGAACAUUAGAAGGGAACCAACAGUACAACCAGAAGGACGGGAACAUCUAGGUUCGGCAGCGGCGUGUCUUAACACCUAACACCACCACCAUGGCUGACCCGGAAAAACAGCCCGAACAACCCAAGGCUGUCCAGCAAAAGCUGGUCAUCGCUGUCAAAGUGACCGGGACUGUGAAGUGGUUCAACGUGAAGAGUGGCUACGGAUUCAUCAACAGGAAUGACACCAAGGAGGAUGUGUUUGUCCAUCAGUCGGCCAUUGUGAAGAACAAUCCGAAGAAGGCCGUGCGAAGCGUUGGCGACGGAGAGGUCGUCGAGUUUGACGUAGUAAUCGGCGAAAAAGGAAAUGAAGCUGCCAAUGUAACGGGACCCGAUGGCGAAGCGGUUAAGGGUUCGCCCUAUGCAGCUGACAAGCGUCGUGGGUAUCGCCAGUGGUUCUACCCGAGACGUGGUAACGCACGUCCCCAGCGUAGACCCCGCGAAGGCCAGGAAGGUUACGAGUCUGGCGAGGGUAAACCUGGCGAGGACGCGAGUGCCGGCGAAGGCGGUGGCCAGCAGCGACGUUACAGGCCGAAACGUCACUACGACGGAUACUAUCGAGGAUCCCGUCGGUCGGGUCCGACCCCUCAGCAGGGUGAAAAUGGUGGCGAGGGUGGCGAACAGGGCGUCGAGGGUACUGGCGAGGGAGGCGCUCCCCGUGGAAGCCGUGGAGGACGCGGUGGACCACCCCGUCGCUUUUUCCGUCGUAACUUCCGCGGAGGAAGGGGCGGUGGACCUCCCAGGCGCCCCCGCAGUCAGGAUGGUCAGGUGAGUGAGGAGGAAGAGGGUGCCGGUGAAGGAGGUCAGAUUGGUGGACAAAGACCUCAGCGACUUCGAUACAGACGUCGCGUAUCCCGACAAGCCCGUCCCAGUAACCUACAAACCGCCAAUAAAGAAAAUGUCCAGCCCGCCAUUACAAACAAACGCGAGCCUCCUCAAGCACAAGUUUCCAAGUCCCUUACCGAGUCCAUUGAUAAGGUCGUCAAGGAGAGCCAACCGGUGCAGAAUACCACUACCGAGAGCACUGCUUAACAAGAAUAUACGCCACCACUAAGCACUCUUAUAACACCAACACCCGUUAUACAUUGAAAAGCAGCGGCAGCAGCAAGCAGCAACAACAUAUUAAAACAAUUAUUAAAAAAUCCAAAAAAAAAUCUACAAGAAAAGGAAAACAGCAAACAAACACUACUCCACGCUCCCCACGAAAAGCAAAUAUUAAGUAUUAACAAACACCCAAGCAUUAGAUGAGCGCCAAGUACAGUUUGGCGAGCGCUAUAUCUCAGAGUUAACAAGACAACAUUUUGGAUAAGGAGGCCAAAAAAUCCUUGCGAACAGUUACUUUCGUUUUGUAUUCUACCUAACCACCAAACUUUUGUGUCAAGGCUCAACCAAGGUUCGUCAAACUUAGGUCAAGCAUAUUUCGUGGUGUCGAUCACAAUAGCGGCGGUACAACUUAUUUUCCAGUAAACAAAUUUAGUGUUGAAGGUGAACAGUAAUGCGAUUAAGUCUGUGAAUGCACAGAGAAAAAUCAAUUGUAUAAUUUACUAGCUGAGAGACGAGUUUUCAUUAAAAAAAAAAAAAAAUAAAUCGCGCAUGGGACGCAGUACGCGUGACGCGCAUUGGAUGACCAUGAUUAGAUUGACUGUACUUCCAGAGAAACUAUUCAAAAUUCGAACAAAUUAAGAAUCGUAUAAAAUUGAACACUGAGAGUAGCCGAGACGAUACUAAAAUGUUUUAUAAUUGAUAAAUGCGUAGGCGUGAGCGUUUACUAACACAAUCGGCGAAAUUGCAAAAGAACUUUUGAAAGAAGAUAAUUUUUGUUCUUGUUUUUCGAAUUCUUUGUUUCAAGCGUUUUCUUAACUUUAUUUUCCAUCAAAGAACGUGUAUUGAACCUAAGUUCCGUAUGCGAUACUUUAGUUUGAUAAGAUUCUACUAAUCUCCUUUUCGAUUCUUUUCGUGACUAUCCAAAUGGAACAAUGAGAAAUUACCAUAAUAAGUAAACACUGGUUUUCAAUUUUGCUCCCUUAUGUUACUUUAAUAAUCAGGGAUCUACUAAGAAAUUUCAUAAUCAACAUGAAUAAUUUCUGUGUUCCAAUGGAAUGUCCGAAUAGAUCGAGACAGUGAGAGAGGAGAGAGAGAGAGAAAUGAGAGAGAGAGAUAAAGACGAGAAUACCGAUAUAACACUCACUAGCUGACUUUUCGUUGCGAACGUAAUCUUUAUUGUGAUGAUUUGUUGUAUACGAUUGAACUUGAUCACGUUUUUACGAUUGAUUAUUACCAAUAAUAUUGUUAACCCCUGGUGGGUCGCAUUUGACAAAUGUGUACUAAUUAUUCAAUUUAGACUUACGGACUUAGUUAGCUGGCAGGUAAUCGGAUUUGGGAGGAGCGACUUGUGAUCAUUAAGCUGAGCUCAUCAAAACUUGAGAUCGUUUGGCGAUUUCAAGUCGCAUCUUUCAGCUCGUCUGGAAAAACAAUUUUUGACAGAUCGUCGCUGAUCUGUUCAUUUAAAUCGCCAAUUCGGUGGCGGAAGAGGGAGAACAAGAGCAAACAGAAUUUGCGGAUAAAUUUGCAUGAUCUAGAAAAACCUUUUUUUUUUAAUUUUAGUUUGUAGCACACAGAGAUAAAAUAAAGUGUACAAUUAAUUUCUA